AUGGCACACUACUCAUUCGUCCCUCCCAGCCCUUCUGUGGCUUAUGUUAACCCCAAUUCGCCUUCACAAGUCAGCGCUAGCGGUCCGCCUCUCGCGACUUGGUCGUCUCCUCAGACUGGAACAACCGUUUUGCAAUAUGCAAACGCAAGGGUGCAAGUUGACACAUCGCCAGGCUACAGCUAUACUCCGCACCCUUCAAAUACCGUUUAUUAUCCGUCGUGGGCUUAUCCGUCGUGGGCUUACCCUGCGUGGUACAAUCAUCACUACUGGGGAUGGUGGCUUGGAGGGAGUUUAGACAACGAGAAACAGACACUCUGUUGUGCUUAA
Messenger RNA from Mycena indigotica, 327 nucleotides. RefSeq lists its product as uncharacterized. Bases 1 to 327 code for a protein of 108 amino acids. The record is from RefSeq and is a predicted model, not a curated record. The transcript has 4 exons. Lineage: Eukaryota; Fungi; Basidiomycota; Agaricomycetes; Agaricales; Mycenaceae.